This is a messenger RNA of Eimeria acervulina, 4578 nucleotides long. RefSeq lists its product as hypothetical. Bases 1 to 4578 code for a protein of 1525 amino acids. The transcript has 4 exons. The record is from RefSeq and is a predicted model, not a curated record. NCBI's taxonomy places the organism in Eukaryota, Apicomplexa, Conoidasida, Eucoccidiorida, Eimeriidae.
AUGAGGUGUCCAUUCCCUAGCACGCCGCUGCAGCAGCAGCAGCAGCUGCUACAGCAGCAGCAAAUGCUGCAGCAGCAACAGAUGACGCCGCAGCACCAACAAAUGUUGCAGCAGCAGCAAAUGCUGCAGCAACAGCAAAUGAUGCAGCAACAGCAAAUGCUGCAGCAGCAGCAAAUGAUGCAGCAGCAGGGGCCCCCCAUGUUUAUGCCGCGGCAGCAGCAGCAAUUUGCCUGUAGCCAGCAGCACAUACCCUACGAAAGACAGCAGCAGCAGCAGCUGCAGCAGCACCAGCAGCAGCAGCAGCAGCAUAUGGGCUUGUGCAGCAGCGCAUCAGGGACAAUUCUGCUGCCUCUCUCUCCCCGUGCGAGUUGGCAGGACAAGCUGCUGCUGUCGCAGCCACCUGCGCAGCAACAGCAGCAGCAGCAGCAGCAGCAUUUGCUGCUGCAGCAGACACCGCAGCACUAUUAUCAGCAGCAGCAACAGCAGCACCAGCAGGUAGGGCAGCAGCACCUCUAUCAGCAGCCAAUUCCGCAGCUCCAAGGGCAGCCCCUCUACCCGCUGCAGCAACCCUAUCAGCAGCAGCAGCAGCAGCAGCAGCAGCAGCACGUGAGGCACCGCAGCGAUUGCUCUCCUCUUGCUUCAUAUGAUAAGGCUGAGCCUCUUGCUGCAAACAUGAGGGACCUACAGCGUCGCAUCGAGACAGUGGCAGCGCAUGCGGACUCUCUAAAGAAGUGCUUAGACGAAGAGAAGCGAAGAGGCAGCAGCAACCCUGACGGGUGGAGUCUGCUGCAGCAGCAGCAGCAGUUCCUGCGGCUAAUGCAGCAAGAGCAGCAGCUUCUGAUGGAAAUACAGCAGCAGCAGCAGCAGCAGCAGCAGCAAGGAGGGUACGCGAGCGACACCUCGGCGACUCAUUUAAGGGCUAAGUCUCAUGCAGGUAGGCCGGUAACGAAGUGUGGGCAGGUCUCUCCGUUGCGCAGCAGCUCAGCUGCAUGCGGCAGCAGCAGCAGCAGCAGCAACAUCAAUGGAACAGGGAGGACAGCAGCAGCAGGUGCUGCUGCUGCUGCGCUUGAAAGGAAGCGCCUCUUCCUGCACGCCAGCAGGAAGAACCGCAGCAACAGCAGCAUCAACAGCAGCAGCGCAGCAGCAGCCGAAGAUUUUAUCUCCGAUGUAAGGCCUCAGGGCAGCCCCAAGCAUCAGAGGCAGCAGCAGCAGCAGCAGCAGCAGCAGCAGCAAGAGACAGAGCAGGAGGAGCAGCAGCCGCUGCAGCAGCUGCGAAGCCGGCAGCCGCCGUCCCUCCGGAGGCAGCAGCAGCAGCAGCAGCAGCAGCACCGUUCUCUCUCCAGCACGUGGGGUGUACAGACACCUGCACACAAGACGCCUACUUCCUCGGUUGCUGCUUCGCAGCAGCAGCAGCAGCAGCAGCAGCAGCAACGACGGGGAGCAGGGGGAAGGACGCGUAACCCACCUGCUGCUACUCCUACUGCUGCUCCUGCUGCUGCUGCUGCUGCUCCUCUGACUCGCUGCGUCUCACGCAAAGUUGCAGGCAGCAGAAGGCCGCUGCCACGAACAGCAGCAGCAGCAGGAUCUGCUGCUGCUGCUUACACAAAGUCUUCCUCUUUCAACAGCAGCAGCAGAAACACUAGACAGGCAGCAGCAGCAGCAGCUGCUGCUGCAGCAGCAACACCAACUGCUGCUGCUCCUGCUGCUGCUCGUCCCUCCAACAGCAAUAACCGCAGCAUCGGAAUAGCAGUAAGUAAUACAGACAGCCUGAGGCCCUCGCUGCGGGGCAACAGCAGCAGCAGAACGCAGCCAGAGGCAGCGGCGGCAGCAACCAGUAGCAGAAGCACCAACAGCAGCAGCAGCAACAGCAGCAACAGCAGCAACAGCGACCCUGAAGAGGCUGUUGAUGCGAGGGAGGCAAACAGUCUCAGGCCUUCAUCAGCAGCAGCAGCAGCAGCAGCGAAGAGAAGGGCUAAUGCUGCAGCAGAAGAGGGUGUUUGCAACCUCAGCAGCCAGCAGCUGCAGCAGCAGCAGAUGUACGAUGAUGAAUCCGAUAUGUCUCCUUACAGCUGCAGCAGCAGCAACAACAACAACAGCAGCAGCAGCAACAACAGCAUCAGCAGCAGCAGCAGCAGCUCGUCCUUUAGACUUCGGCGCAGUUUGUCUCCUGCAGUGCCCUCUUACAGCAGCAGCAUCAGCAGCAGCAUCAGCAGCAGCGGCAGCAGCAUCAGCAGCAGCAUCACCAGCAGCAGCAGCAGCACAUCCACUCUCAUUCGCAGCAGCAGCGCCUCUCGCUUUCAUUUCUUUAAGUCUUCUGCUGCUGCGCUGCAGCAGCACCAGCUGCUGCCCUCCCGCAGCACUAUGGCGCCUUCUGUCUCUCUUGAGCUUAUCUCUCCAGCAGCAGCAGCAGCAGCAGCAUCAGCAGCAGCAGCAGCAGCAGGAGCUGCUGCAGCAGAUGCUGUGGAAGAGACAGAGGAUGCCUCUAUGCCUGCAUCUUUGUUAGAAGUAGAGACACUUAAAAGAAAUGAAGAGAAGCAAAUAUAUUUGCUGCAGCAGCGCAAGCAGCAGCUGCAGCUGGCACUGCAGCAACAGCAGAAGCAGCAGCAGCUGCAGCAGCAGCUGCAGCAGCACUUAGAUCGCAGCAGCUUGCCAUCAUUCAAUACAGAAUGCAAUACUGCAGCAGCAGCAGCAGCAGCACAUCAAGAGGCACACAACGCCGAUAAGUACCAGCAGCAAAUGCUACAGCAGCAGCAAUUGCUGCAACAGCAGCAAAUGCUGCAGCAACAGCAACACUCAAGCGACGAGGCACUCAGCAUAUCUACAGAUGACCCUAGGCGCAGCAGCAGCAGCAGCAGCAACAACAGCAGCAAUAGCAACAGCAACAGCAACAGCAGCAGGAGCGGCAGUCGCUCUCCUUUGCUGGAGCCCUCUCUGGGUCGUGGCUUCUCCAGUGCUUCUGUUUCUGCUGCUGCAGCAAAUGAGCUGCAGCAGCAGCAGCAACAGCAGCAGCAGCAGCAGCACGAACACCAAGUACGUCAGGUGCAGCAAGAGCAGCAGCAGCAGCAGCAGAUGCUGCAGCUGCAACAAGAUCACAUGCAACAGCAGCACCUCAUGCAACAGCAGCAACAACAGCAACACCCGCAGCAGCAGCUGCAGCAACAGCUCCAGCGACAGCAGAUGCAGCAACAACAGCUGCAGCAACAACAGCAGCUGCAGGAGCAACAGCAGCUGCAGCAGCAACAGCAGCUGCAGCAACAACAGCAGUUGCAGCAAAGGCAGCAAGAGCAACAGCAGCUGCACCCGGUGCUGCUUCCGGGGCAGCUGCAGCAGAAGGAAGGGCUGCAGCAACAGCAGCUUCUGCAGCAGCAAUUGCUGCUACAGCAACAAGCGCAGCAGCAGCAACUGCAGCAGCAACAGCUGCAGCAGCAGCCAGGACAGAUGCAGCAGCGAGAGCAGAUGCAUCAGCAGCAGAUGCAACAGCAGCAAUUGCAGCAGCAGCUACAGCUGCAGCAGCAGCAACUGCAACAGCAGCAACUGCAGCAGCAGCAACUGCAACAGCAGCAACUGCAGCAGCAGCAGCUGCAGCAGCAACAACUGCAGCAGCAGCAGCUAGAGCAACGCCGAUUGCAGCAGCAGCAGCAAGAGCAACAUCGUUUACAGCAGCAGCAGCAGCAGAAGCAAAAGCAGCAGCAAAAGCAGCAACAGCAGCAAGAGUUGCAGCUAAUUCUGCAGCAGCUCGCAGCCCCUGUAGAGGAGGAGAUAAUCACGUGCACAGGCGACCCCCACGGUGAAGAGGAUUUCUUUAUGUUUGCUGCUGCUCAGCUCAAAGAGCGGCAGCAAGUAGAAGCAGCAGAACUAAGCAGAAAUAUUAGAAGGCAUCAGCUGGGUCUGUCUAACGGCAUUACUGCUUUUAUUAAUUGCUAUCCUGCAGAUGCUGCACCCCACUCACCUGCUGCUGCUGCUGCUGCUGCUGCUGCUGCAGUAAGCACUCCAGCAGGAAUUGCUCCUACUGCGCAGCAGCAGCAGCAGCAGCAGCAGCAGCAGUUGUUGCCUCAACAACAGCAACAGCAACAGCAACAAAUGUUCGGCAUGAUGCGGGAACAAAUGCUGCAGCAGCAGCAAAUGCAACAGCACAUGCUUCAGCAGCAGCAGCAACAGCAGCAGCAAAUGCAGCAACAGCAGCAGCAGCAGCAGCAAAUGCAGGAUGAGCAGAAGCCUGCUGCAGGCGGUUGGUUUGCUGGUGUCCUUAGCUGGAUGGGAGGAGCAGCAUCAGCGAAGCAGAAGCAGCAAACGCAGCAGCAGCAGCAAGUGCAGCAGCAAGUGCAGCAGCAGGUGGUGAGGCAGCACCAGCACCAGCAGCAGCAGCAGCAGCAAAUGCAGCAGCAGCAGCAGCUAGCCUUUCAAAUGCAGCAACUCCACCUGCAGAGACAGCAGCCCCAAAGGCAUUCAAGUCAGCUGCCAGCGCAGCACCUCUUGCUGCAGCAGCAGCAGCAGCAGCAGCAGCAGCAGCAGGUGCUGCGGCCCUCUGCUUCUCUACCAUCGCUGCACGCAACGCAGAUGCCCCCGAUGAGGCUUUAA